Punctularia strigosozonata HHB-11173 SS5 is the source of this 1039-nucleotide messenger RNA. Its product is annotated as LmbE-like protein. Gene Ontology annotation, biological process: GPI anchor biosynthetic process. Gene Ontology annotation, molecular function: N-acetylglucosaminylphosphatidylinositol deacetylase activity. Bases 136 to 981 code for a protein of 281 amino acids. NCBI's taxonomy places the organism in Eukaryota, Fungi, Basidiomycota, Agaricomycetes, Corticiales, Punctulariaceae. Gene Ontology annotation, cellular component: endoplasmic reticulum. The transcript has 4 exons. The record is from RefSeq and is a predicted model, not a curated record.
GCUGCGCAGAGCGUCCGUCUCUCACUUGAACCCGUCCUCCGCGUUUGCAGGACUCCCCGUCAGGUGUUGUCAUAUGAGAAUGAAACACGGACACUCAUAGCAAAGCGCCUUGUCUUUCCCAGACCACUCACAUCCAUGCUCCGGCAGUUAUCUUCGUCACCCUGGUUUCUUUUGCCGAUCUUCAUUACGUUCCUGCUGCAGCCGCUAUGGACAGACCGCUCUGGGCUCAUCGACGCGUCGUCUGAUACCCCGCACUCCAAACGCAUCCUGCUCCUGACGGCACAUCCAGAUGACGAAUGCAUGUUUUUCGCGCCCACGUUGCUCGCUCUCAUGCGCGACCAGGGCCGUAGUCGGGAAGUCUACUCACUCUGUCUGUCAGUAGGAGAUGCCGAUGGACUGGGUGAGACGCGCGCCCGCGAGCUUGGAAAAAGUUUAGACAUACUCGGUAUUGAUGAGCGCCGACGGUCGGUUGUUGAUGUUCCUGAAUUGAAGGACAAUUUCACCUCGUCCUGGGACCAGCAAGUGAUCGCGGACCUUCUGCGGCCCUAUGUCGCAGAACAUCGAAUCGAUACCAUCCUCACGUUCGAUCAAGGAGGAGUUUCUGGUCACCUCAACCAUGCUUCGCUACCGCGCGGCGCCGCACAGCUACUUUCCGCCUUACCGCCUGGAGACCGUCCCCGUGUCUUCUCCCUCGUCACAGUGCCCCUGGUACACAAGUACAUUGGCCCCUUAGCACCUCUUCUUGCGAAGCUGGACGUUCUAUACGCCACUGCUCUGCGCGUGGCGAGUGGAGGCAAGAGCACAACUCAGAGUGCUCAGACCAUUGCAUUCGUCGCCGGCCUACAAGACUAUCUGAUCGCCCUCAAGGCGAUGAGGCAGCACUGGUCACAACUAGUUUGGUUCCGCUGGUUAUACGUAACAUUUUCCCGAUAUAUGUGGGUCAACGAAUGGGUGCCGGUGUCAGUCUCGGAAGAUGCGUAAACCAUGUAACAUGUUGUAACACUAAAAUGAGAUCAGCCAGAGACAUCGCACACUAAAC